CAGCCGAAAUUGGCGAUUUAUAGUGCUAGUUGCUUUGUUACGCUUCCAGUAGGUGGAAGCACCAACUUUCACAUUGCAGAGAUAAAUAAAUGAGCAGCAGAGUAGAUGUUAUGGAUACUUAAGAUGAGCAACUAUGUGACGAGGUGUGGAGGUACCCACACAUAUAUAACUCGUCACUGAAGGAGCAUAGAGAUAUUCCGGUGUACGAAUUCAUGGAAGGAAAUCGCCGAAACACUGGGCAAAGAUGAGAGGUUCUGCAGGUAUAGAUGGAAGUACCUGAGAGACAGAUUUGUGAAAGCAAAACGUAAGACCGUUGGAAGGAGUGGCAACAAACAAACCUCACAUAUCCUAAUCAAGCUGAGCUGGCUUUCGGAUUUUGUCAAACACAGGGGGAUUGAUUGCAAUUUGGUAAGUGACAUGGUAAGUUCCGAAUUGCAUCAUGACAGAAAUAUCCAUCUAUGAAAUCUAUAGCCACACAGUCACUCUAUUGAGUUAUGUGUUCGUAGGGGGUAAAUCUAGGUAAAACAAAAACCUCUUUGGGUGCAAAUUAAUGCUGCACCUUGAUGGCUGAUGGAACUCUGCAAGUAGAAUUAGUUUUUAAGACCGGGCGAAUGAUUGGACACGAAUGUACUUCCUGAGCAGUACGUUUGGAUAUUACAGAAACGGUUUAUUUAAAACCCUGGUGGUUGCUGAUUCGACUGGGAAAAGGGAAACAUUUUUGCUAGUGUUGUAAGUCAGCAUUACUUUCUCUAUCCCUGCCUUCAAGUCAUGUCGGAAAAAUCGUAAAUACGAGAGGAGAGCACAUGAACGCCACUACAUAGUUUCAAUUACUAGUGGGGAAACUCGGGAUUUCUGCCCCGAGUUCCCGAGUUGGGGGCGUGUGUUUACAACAAUCAUGGUUUAGCAAUGGAUAGCUCCACUGUGAAAUUAGAUGGCUUUUUGGCUCAAAAUUUGAUAUUAAGUUAGUUGGCUACCUAUUGAUUAAGCAACGGAUUACGAAAAGUAAUGUAAUAAUUUAUUUUGUUUUUACGUAUAUUAAUCUAUUAACUGUUAUGUUGUAAACUGGACAAGCUAGUAACUAGUUAGCAACAAACAAAUUAGUUUCCUUUGCUCUUCUUGAAGUCCAAUUAACGCUAUGAAUGCGUUUUGGCGUUGGAGGAACGAGAAAUUAAGCGUAACAAGAAGUAUCUUUCUUAUCGCCUCCAUUUGGUUCCGACGUAACCAUUUGAACGCGCGUCUUGUCGUAAUUAUGAUUUUCCAACUCCCUAGUGGGAUCUUCGGAGUAGCACUUGAAGGCAACAUAUGUUACUGACGCCUAUACGUUACUUACUUCAUGCUAUCAACGUUUCAGACCAAGUGCACAUGAAAUAGUGACACUGGCUGGUCCACCUCGUAGAAUUCUCAGGCCCAGGUCAAAGUCACUAAGGCUGGCCCCCCUUGAUGUGCAAAUCCACUCACCUGGGCUCUCCUCUGGGUCCCCUUGGCCUGGGACAACUUCCCCAGUUGUCUCACUAGGACAGCAGACUCAGACACUGGAAUUGGAGUACAACGCCUUUGGAUCCUCUGUCACUGAAAUGGAGCAAGAGACAUUUACAGGAAACUAUAGCCCACCGUCUCCAUCCCAAUCUGAUGUCUCAGUCCAGUACUCCAGCACAUAUGCAAGUCCCCAAUGCCAGAGCUCAAGAAAGCAGAAAGAAGUCCCGACGUCUUGGACAGAAGCAGUGAUGUCACGCCUACAGAAGACUGACCAAGAAGGUGGCUGUGAGGAGCUAUCCUUUGGACGAUAUGUUGGCCAGGCACUUUUAAAAAUGGGCCAAAAAACAAGAUCCUGUGCAAAAUUUGAAAUCAGUCAGGUGCUGCACAAGUGGGAGAUUAAGCCUCAUCGCAGUGGAAUUGUCUGAUUUUAGGUACUGACAGCCGAGAUGUGGAACGAUGUGGAAUUGCUGACUAGCGACGACACCGGGACGGUGCGCCUGGCCGUCGACUCGAGCCGGGAGUGCGGCAGCGCCCUGUACCAAGUCGACACGCUUGUCAAGCUUUCCUGCGCAGAAAGAAUCUCGCACCAACCAGCGCUGUAUGCCUGCACCAGUUCUGACUGCACCGUGGUGGUGGCCGAUACCACAGUGGUCCUCUUUGACCAGAGCUUUCAGUCCGUUUUGCUGCACCUCAACUUCGACACUAAUGUGGAUGCAGUGGGCGUUUGCCCGGCGGGGCAGUUCUUGCUCGUUGGGGAAAGGAGUGGAAAACUUCAUCUUAUAUAUGUACCACAGAAAAGGACCGUGUUUACUAAAGCUGUUCUUCAGAAAGGAUCUUCAGAAAAAGAUAAGACGUACAAAAACCUUAUCAUGAAGGAAGAUGCCGUUACUUUAGGGUCAUACCACUUGUUCCUCAUUGUAUCGGAUGGAUUUUUUCAUGUCUUCAAUCUUGAACUGGAAAACAUUGAAAGAGCAAUUGACACAAUGGACUUUGGAUUAUUAAAAAAGUGUCAGUCACUUAUAAAGACAGAGUUUUCCAGUACAAAGGAGAUCCACAGCAGAGGAUGCUUUGCAGCUGUGACCUCUGAUGCUGCCAACCAAAUCAUACUUGGGGGAGGCGGGGAAAAGGUGCUGUCCCAGUGGAAGAUGGAUCCUGUUCAGCACACAAUGGCUGUCUGCCAUGUCAUGGACUCCAGUUUAGUUUCAGGGGUGAGGAAGAUUCAGCUCCUGGACAAUCUGAUGUAUGUUCUUGAUGAGGAGAAUAUUCUGAGCAUCUGGGAUGUGAAUUUCCUUGUGAUGGUGUGGUGUUGGCCAGAGACCCCCUUUCUUGACUUCCUGGUCACAGCUGAGGGAGAAUCAUCGUCGUCGUCUAUGCAAGAAGGCACCAAUGUGAAACUCAUCACUUUGACCAUGCCCAACAGUAAUUUGAUGAGGAGCCUGUUGGUGUACUCUCUGCCAUCAAUGGUGGUCCUGUAUUCCCUGGAGGUCUCUGGGACUUCAGCCCUAGUCCAAAUGGGCAUCAGCAUGGACAAGAUUUAUUUGCUGGAAGGAAUUUCUGAAAACUUAAAAAGUUCUGAGGAUACUGUGUCAACAAUUGUGGUGAGGUGUUUCACUGAGGCCUUGCCUGAAAACAGACUGAGCCGUCUUCUUCACAAGCAUAAAUUUGAAGAGGCAGAGAAUUUUGCCAUCCAGUUUGGACUUGAUGUUGAGCUGGUGUAUAAAGUAAAGCUGGAUUUUGUGCUGGAGAAGUUGGCAUCUGCUUCUGUCGGGGGCUAUGGGCAGGAAGUGUGGUCAGAGCUAGUGGAGGAGGCCAAGACCAACCUGAGGAAGAUCAUGGACGAGCAGUUUGUUGUUCAGUACUGCAUGAAAGCCCCAUGGCCCACCUUCAGCACGGCGGAGGAGAUGCUGAACCACGCUGCCUCCCGCUACCCCUCCUCCCUGAUCCAGGAGGCCCUCUUCAAGCUCGCCACCUACUGCGGCCUCAACGGGCCAGACAACUUCAAUGGCAUCGCUUGGAUCGAGUUCCUGAACAGUGAUGAUCACAUGACAGACGUUCUGUGGCACUUGAGGGAGGGGGACCUGAGGGGGGCCCAGCACCUGUGGCUCCGACAUGAGCCAGAGUUUGCAGGGAAGUUUGAUGAGUGUGUCCUGGACUCUCUGCUCUCGUCCAUACCUGAGAACAUCCCCUCCCGGGACCUCUGCCCAUGGUUUAGAAGUGUCAUUGUUCCCUUCGUGAGAAGAACUCUGCCCAGAGGACAGAAGAAUCUUGCCAGAUGGUUGGAGCAGAGAGCAAGGAAUUUAGAGCUGAUGGAAAAGAAUGACUGGCCCCAGAAUGGACUGGAGAUGUCCCAGCUGGGCCUCUCCUCCUCUUGGCUCUGGGUACCACUGGAGGAUGACUGUGGUCUGGAGGAAGUGGAGCACCUGAAGUCUCUGGUGUCCAGCCUCCGCCAGCUGCUGGACCUCUUCAGGAAGUACAACUGCAGGCUGCCUCUGUCUGACUUCGAGAAGGGCAACACGAGGAGCAUUGCUUUCCUGAUGCUGGACAAAGUCCUGGCCCCGGAGCUGAUCCCAGCCAUAAUAGAGAGCAGCGUUGGGCCCUAUGCCCAGGAGCACCACACCUGCUUGGAUGAGCUCCUGUUGCACUACAUCCAGGACAUGCUGGAACGCUGUAGCUCACACGCCACAUCGCUGUUCACGGAGUGGGAGGCCAAAGCCAUGGCUGUGUUGAGCUGCAUGAAGGACUCUGACCUGGUGGUGGACGCCGUCCUGGAAGUCAUGUACAAAGCUGUCGUGCCCUGGAGUGAGGAGGUGGAGUUGCUUGUCCAGCAGCACCUGGGAAAGGAGCAUCCUAAGCAGGAGCUUCUGAAGGAGACCUAUCAGCUAAUGGAGAUGAAGAAGCUGCUCAGGGGCUACGGCAUCCGCAACUUCAAUCCAUCCAGCAACUGUCAAGUCAUGAUGCUGCUAAGGCGUAUCCUGAAGCAGGACUUGCCCUCAUCGCUGGAAGAUGCCCUCAAGGUGGCGCAAGUGUAUAAGCUGUCAAACUCCCAGAUCUACUUCCUGUAUAUCAUCCAGCUGAUAGGUCAGGCCAAGCGGGAGGCUUGUGUGCUGGUUCUGAAAGGACUGCCCCCUAUGGAGGCCGAGUGCGUCAUCGAGAGGCUCACCACCUGGGCACGGCUGGAGCUGCAGGACAAGGAGUUUGUGUCUGAGGAGCACCAGAAACACCACAUAAAUGUGGCCCAGGUCAUGGUGGAGACACUGAAGUUCUUACGGCAGAUUCAGCAAGGCGAUGCCUUUAAAAGACUGGUGUGUGAGAAUGACCUGAAGAUGUUUGAGGCCAUUGCCAACCUGCAGGAGGAUUUUGACAUCUUCCUGUCGCCGGAGGACUACGCAGACAAAGCCCUGCGCUUGCAGUUUCAGGAGCAGCACAUCACAGCCUAUGAGAACACCCACGCCCAUGGGCGGUACCCAAAGGGAACCACGCCAGUGGUGGCCAACGAUCCCGACGGCAAGACCAGGAACCUCUCCACAGAGGCUGGGCUGCGCCGGCUGGCCAGGCAGCUGCAGCGCUCGGAGCCGGAGCUGUGGGCCGACCUCGCACUGAGAGCUUUGGGGGUGGGAAAGGUGGACAAGGCCCUGAAGAUCUGCGGGGAGCUGUUUCAGCAUCACUACAACGCCAGCACGGGCAGGGUGCUCUUCAGUGCUGCCCAGAAGCUCUGUCACAUGCUGGAAGAGAACGUACCCAUGGUCAUUCCGGAGGGCCUCAACCUUCCUGCCGCCAUCCACACCCUGGCCUGUCAGGCCAUCACGGUGUGCCACCCAGAUCUGCUGCUGGACUGCAUGGAGCUGUGUAAGAGCACGCGGGCGGCCAUGGACGUCUACCAGCAGUGCCAGAUCGAUGACUACGGAUUCACUGCCAAGGACUCGUGCCCAGAUUCGGACUGCGACCCGUACACAGAGUGGAGCUUCCAGCAUUUCUUCAACGAGGACGGCAUUGUUCUGGACCCCGUGUCUGUUCUUCCAGUCCAGUAUGAGAUCACCAACAGCCUUCUUCCUCUGGCCUCAGACUCAAAACUGUAUCCUCUGGACUGUUCCUGUCUGUCCAAUUUGUCUUACCAAGAAGACAUGAACUUCCUGGCACCCCUGCUGGGCCCGGUGGCCAUGAUGCUGCAGAGCCUGCAGGAGUGCAGCCAGCUGCAGCUGGCACUGCGCCUGCUCACCAAUUCCUUUGGCAGCUGCCUCCAGCACGUCGCUACCAACAACAUGGACCUGGGCCUCAGUUCACAACUGCACAGCCACCAGCAGCUGCUGAGAGACAGGAAGUGCUUAGCCGAAUUCGGGAAGAGCACCCUGGCUUCCAUCAAGACCAUUGCAGUUGCUCUUCUGCACAAGGUGCUUAACUGGAGAGUAGUUGACUGCAGUCUGGCUAUCGGCUACUGUACGCUGCUUCCUAAGAAGGACGUGCUGGAGAUUCUCUGGAAGGUCAUCAAUGACACUUGGCAUAACUACAAGAAGAUACUGGCUGUGUCCAUGGUCGGAGUGCAUCUUUGCAGCUUGUUCAUGGAGGAGGAGCAACGUCAGAAGUUCCUGUCCCUGAUCACUGACACAGAGUGGGGCAUCAAACUGGGCAAGCUGGGGAUCUCCUUCCAGCCCGUGUUCAGGCAGUGCCCUGAGAUAAAGAAGAACUUGGUCCCCACACUGGUGAAGAACAGGAACAUGACACCUGAGCUUCUCCUCCAGUACUGCAGCACAUUUGACUUGGAGAGUGACUCUGCCCUCAACUUGUACAUCACAACUUUGCUGCUGGAGGAGAAGCUGGAAGAGAGUCUGGGUGUCUCAGAAGCCUCCCAGGAGGGGAGACUGGACCAUGCCGACACCCUUGAGCGUGCCUUGAUGAUCAUUCCUCAGCUACAGAGCACCAGCGAGCUGGUCGUCAGCCUUAAUGCGGCCGUGCUCAAGCUUAGUCCGUACAACUAUGAAAGAAUCCAGGGAGUUCUCAGGAUCAUACAGACAACUGGAGAAACCAUGGCCAGCUUCCCUCUCGAUCAGGCGGUGGGGCUGCUCCAGCACUUAAGCUCCUACAAACGUAUCUCCCCACCUACCGAGCUGGAGAGCAGCUACCUGCUGGAGCACGGCCUGGAGCCCACACCUCUGGCCCAUUCUCGCCUGCCCUUCCAUCUCCUCUUCCAAACCGGCCGCUGCUUCUGGAAGAUCAUCACAUCAGAGCUCAGUGAAGAGACCUUCCCCACACUGCUGCUCAUAACCAAAUUGAUGAAGGUAAAUGUGGAUAAGCUGUACAUGGCAGCCGUGAACCACAUGUUUGAAAAGAAACUGAAGCCACAGCUCCUUGAGCAGGCCAAGAAAAACGCCUCUUUAGCUGCAGGCAAGGAGGCAGCCAGGACGGCCCGGACCAUCAUGGACUACAUCCUGUGCAUCAGGAACCCUGAGUGGGCGGCGGCCACCAUACACAGGGUCUCCCAGGAGCUACCGCCAGGCAUUGAGAAGACAAAGUCCCUGAAGUUUUGCCUGGCCCUUGGGGAGAAAUGGCUGCAGGUCCCGGAGCUGGAGGAGGAUACCAGGGUGAGGGGGGAGACCUUCAUGGAGAAGCUGAAACUGCAGUAUCAGCGCUCAGCCACGGAGGCAGUGCUAAUUUCCGCCGAGCUACAGUCCCCUGAGCUCCUAAAGCUGACCAGCAUGCCGGUGCGCCUCCUGGAGGCACUGUGGGAGCACGGCAGCGUAGAGCAGCGCAUGCAGAACCCAACCACUGAGGCCUGCCCCGAUCUUCAUGGAGUUGCCAAGGAGAUUGCCGAAAUUAACAAUGUGGACUUAUCAAAGGUCCGGGACAUACUGCUGGAGAAGUGGCUGUGCAAGACCGAGCCAUCCAUCGAGGAAGUAAGCUCUCAGGACUCUGUGACCAAUAUUGAAGAAGACCCAGACCUCAUGAGGGUGGUGUACCUGCUGCAGAUGUACCCCAUGGACUUCAGUGCUCGUUUGUUGAGCAGUAUCCUCAAUGCAGAGACCUGGCCCUUGAGCAAAUCUGGUCGCCGCCUGAAUUUCAGUCACCAGGCCCGAGCUCUGUUGUGCCUCAUCCAUGUUGCAGAUCCCUCCGUGUUGGAGACCCUCCUCCACAUCCCCAGGAACAAAGUCCAGUACCACCUGAAGUGCUACAUUUACCUGUCACAGCUGGAGGCACUGAACAUUCCAUACACCGUGGAGUCAUUCCUCAACAGUCCGAAGGAGGGACUGAUCAAGGGCCUAUGGAAGAACCACAGCCAUGAGCCCCAGGCGGUGCGACUGGUGGCCGACCUUUGCUUGGAGUACCAGGUGUUUGACCCCCAACUCUGGAACGGGGUGUUGCAGAAACUGCUCAGCUUCAAUACAAUCAGCUGCUUGCAGAAUGUUCUGGAGGCCUUAGGAGCAGUUCCCUCACUCUUAGAGGUGCCAAACUUCUCAAGAACAUGGAGGAGUGUUAUUUUGUCUCCGUUUAUGACAGCUUCCCUCCCUCUUAGCCCUCAGAAGGUUACAACCCUCUACAAGACAUUUGUUCUCCUUCUGAAAUGCCCAUUCCUGUUGAACAUGGAUCUGAUUGGCGUCGCGAAGCGCUUCACCCAAGUCAACCUGCCUGCCUUCUCCCUGGGCUCCCUGUUGUUGAUCCCCUGUGCUGCUAAAAGAGAGCAACAGAUUCAGUGCUUCCUAUCCUCCUGUAACCUGGUCACCAUCCUGGAGCAGGUGGAAGAGCACAUGAGUACAGGAGAGUUGGCCGGAAUCCCCUUAAAGAUCAAAGAGACCGUGCUGAGGUUCAUUUACCAGAACGGACUUCACAAGAAGCUGGUGAAUACCAAGCUGUUCCCCCUCCUCAAGGAGCAUAUAGUGUCAUGCGGCCAUUACAGCCAAGUGCGCGAUCUGGUGGACUGUCUUAUCAGCAGGAAAUGGUCAGUCAUCUUAUGUUUCUUAUUAGACUGCAUGCAUCUCUGCAGGUCAGGGCUCUCUGCCUAUGGCUGGCAGAGUGGCGUCACUGUCGGGACCUUGAGCAAGGCCUUUGACCCCAACUGCUCCAGGGAAACUCUGACCCUGCUCUCUGACCCUUAUUAUAUUGCUUAAAUGUAAAUGUAAUUGAAUAGUUAAUCCUCAGUAUUAGCUGCAUCCACCUUUACUUCAGUAGGCACUUAAAAUCGUACAUCGUAUAAAUACGUUACAGGCCAGAAGCUUGGGCCCAGCCUCAGAUAAAAAAAAAAAAAUUAUAAUUAACAAUACACUGCUUUUUCAAACUUUUAUUACAAGAAAAAAUAGAAGUACUUAAAACAAAUGUAACUGACUCAUUUUGAAAUAAUGUAAGCAUUUUCUGAGUGCCUAAGUGUGUUUCCUCAAAAUAACCACCCCUUGCCUUUAUCACAGCAGCACAGAUUAACAGCAUCCUUUCUAGCCAUUUUUGGAAAUAACUUGUGUCAAAACCCUCCCAGCACCUUUUCAAGCAUGUAGACAGUUCUGUCAUUUGUAGAUGCUCACUUUGAACUUGUUGGUCCAACUCGUCCUAUGGAUGGACUUUCGUUUGUCCACAAGACCUGCUCCUAGUCUUGAAUACUCCAUAUAGUUCUUUUUCCUAAUACCACGAAGUAAAGGUUUUCUGGCAGCAACUCAGCCAUGCAGUCCAUCUGCUCAGUCUGUAUUAAGAGAUACCAGUUUCCCUCUGUUCACAUUAAUCUCAGACCUCUGCAGUCAUCUUCCAAUCACGACAAAAUGUUAAUCUUCAAUCUUUCAUGUCACUUUCCCUGCCCCAGACUUUCUGAUCACUGUUGCUUCCUGUCAACUUUUUUCUCUGUAAACAGUCACUCCAUGCGUCAACAUUUAACUUUCUGGCUGUUUGGUGAUGAGAACCCUUCUUUACUCAAAAUUUCAAUUUGAGCUCUGAGUUUAAUUGUUAGCUGUGCCUUUCUAGCCAUUACAAGUAUAAAAAUAACAAAUAUUUAUCAAUUCUAACAUCAGUUGUGAUACAGUACACACAAUAUUAAAAGGAGGAGCAGACAGUGCAUUGAACCUCUCUCAAACUGAUCUGGGACAGGUCAGGCAGACAUGGCUAUUGUUUUAGUUUAUUAAGACACAAUCAAGAGAGUCCAAGUGUAAAUCUAGUUCAGACAUUAGUAAAUAGAAUUCAAACACAAAGUGAUUGUUGCUACAAGUUACAUUUGUUUUUAAGUAUUAUCUUGUAAUAAGUUUGACAAAGCAGUGUACAGUUUAUUAUUCUUUUAAAUCAGAGGGUGGGCCUGAACGUCUGGCCUGAAGUGUAUUUUUUUUAAUUAACGUAUCAAGGGUACAGCAGUCCCUUUGGGAUUAGAAGUGAGAGGUACCAAUUCAUUGAAUCUUUAGCACUGUGUUCAUUUACA
Messenger RNA from Paramormyrops kingsleyae, 9853 nucleotides. The record is from RefSeq and is a predicted model, not a curated record. Lineage: Eukaryota; Metazoa; Chordata; Actinopteri; Osteoglossiformes; Mormyridae.